Dovyalis caffra is the source of this 537-nucleotide messenger RNA. Lineage: Eukaryota; Viridiplantae; Streptophyta; Magnoliopsida; Malpighiales; Salicaceae. The record is from the annotation of a GenBank genome assembly.
AUGGACAAAACCCAACAAGAAAUUGCACUGACCCAGCUAAGGAAAUCAGUUCAAAAGCUUGGUUCUUCCACGGAGAAGUAUGGGGAGCCAACACUGAUGAGAUUCUUGAUUGCAAGAUCAAUGGAUCCAGAAAAGGCAGCAAAGAUGUUUGUACAAUGGCAGAAAUGGAGGGCUGUAUUUGUUCCAAACGGGUCUAUCCCAGAUUCUGAAGUUCAAGAUGAAUUGGGACCAAGAAAGGCCUUUUUGCAGGGGUCGUCAAAGGAUGGAUAUCCACAAAUUUCAUAUAAGAACAUUGAUGCGCGUGGAUUGAUCACUGGAUUUCAACUUUUGCAGGCUUACUAUCCAGAGCGUUUGGCAAGGUGCUUCAUUUUAAGCAUGCCAUGGUUCUUUGUUAGCGUCUGGAGGAUGAUUUCUCGCUUCCUGGAGAAGGCCACAUUGGAAAAGGAAAUUGGUGAAGAAGUCUUACCAGAAGAGCAUGGUGGUCGAGCAACACUUUUAGCAGUCCAAGAUGUCACAGUGCCACCGUUGGAGGGUUGA